AUGUCUCCACGUGCAGUGAUCAGCUUGCUGGUGGUUUGCCUCUGUCUGGCCUCCACAGAAGGAAGAGCAUUCAAAAAUGAGAAAGCACGGUUCAAGCGACAAGCUGGAAGUAGAUGUGUUGGGGGCGUGAGGGAAGAUCUCAUUGGAGAGAUAGAGUUUGGCUCUGGUCAAUACCAAAACAACGAAGACUGCUGCUUCGAGCUCCGUCCUUACUUUGGCGGUUCUUUCACGGUCGAUCUGGAGUUUAGUGUCUUUGACAUUGAGCAAGGUCCUCGCUGCAGUUAUGACUAUGUUACCUAUGGAACAAGUGACGGUAUUACCGAGAUCGACUGUGGCACGAAGGAUUUCGGAUACAUUAGAUCGUUCAACAGUACGGACAGUUUCCAGUUGUGUUUCCAUAGUGACGCCUCUAUUGUUGGUCGUGGCAUCAAUGUCUUAUAUAUCACUCUCCCAGUAUCUGAAGAAAAUAGUUCUCUGCCAGCCUUAAACUACAGCACCACUCCAUCCUUGAACGUGACAGCCUCGCCUUCCCUGAACUACAGCACCGCUCCGUCCUUGAACGUGACAGCCUCGACUUCCCUGAACUACAGCACCGCUCCGUCCUUGAACGGGACAGCCUCGCCUUCCCUGAACUACAGCACCGCUCCGUCCUUGAACGUGACAGCCUCGCCUUCCCUGAACUACAGCACCGCUCCGUCCUUGAACGUGACAGCCUCGCCUUCCCUGAACUACAGCACCACUCCGUCCUUGAACGUGACAGCCUCGCCUUCCCUGAAUUACAGCACCACUCCGUCCUUGAACGUGACAAACUCGUCUUCACCGAAUUUUACCUUUCCCUACAACAAUGCAACAUCUUCUCCCGAAACCACCGGAAAUGAAUCUCGGGGUGUUCCCAGGAGCCAUCGCAACUGCACCUUCUCUACCCUUGCUGACCAAGGCAUGAUCCAGAGCCUGCCUGGUACAGGGGAGGACUACCAGAACAACCUCAACUGCAGCUACGUCUUCAAUGUGCCCAGGAACAGCAGUAUUCACUUCAACUUCACCACCUUCGACCUCGAGGGCGGUAAUGGAUGUCCCUACGAUUAUGUUCAGAUCAAUGGUGGACGAAGAUGGUGUGGAAGUACAAUUAACGGGAGGCAAGUGAACGGAACUGGUGAGGUUGUGCUGAGAUUUGUCACCGACGGUUCAGUGACAAGCAGAGGUUUUGUGGCUCGCUUCAACAUCAGGAUGGAAAAUGGAACAUCUCCGAACACAACAGUCGCACCAGCCAACACGACAGUCGCACCAGGCAACACGACCGUCGCACCAGCCAACACGACCGUCGCACCAGGCAACACGACCGUCGCACCAGGCAACACGACCGUCGCACCAAGCAACACGACCGUCGCACCAGGCAACACGACCGUCGCACCAAGCAACACCACCGUCGCACCAGGCAACACGACCGUCGCACCAGGCAACACGACCGUCGCACCAAGCAACACGACCGUCGUACCAGGCAACACGACAGUCGCACCAGGCAACACGACAGUCGCACCAGGCAACACGACAGCCGCACCAGGAAACACGACAGUCGCACCAAGCAACACGACAGUCGCACAAAGCAACACAACCGUGGAACCUUCCGACGAAACAACAAAUGCCUGCAACUACGACACUGCCUCCCUCGAAGGCAGAAUAUCUCUGGCAACUGAUAUUGAUGGUUUCUACGCAAACAACGAAGAGUGCCGCAUCAAUCUAUAUUCACCUGCUCUUCCCCACGUGACCACGAUCAAUUUCACACGCUUUGAUGUUGAAUAUAAUAGCAACUGUCGUUACGACAGCCUGUCAGUGAGGCUUGGAAACAACACCAUCGACACACUAUGUGGAAACAACAGAAGUCCCUUCGUGAAGCAAUACUCUAACGCAGAACCACUCCUCGCCAUGACAUUCGUCAGUGAUUCGAGUGUUUCGGGUCUCGGUUUCGCAUUCGACUACCAGACUGAAGUAGAGUACUGUAAUGCUGUGAUCAAUGGUACAUCCGGGUCAUUCGCAACUCCCCCUGGUGGCUACAGUCCCAACAUGGCAUGCACAUACACCAUCAACACUCCCACGCCAGCUGAACUCCACUUCACCUUCGAGGAAUUUGACAUUGAGAGUGCAAGCAGAUGCAUGUACGACGCCGUUACCAUGGGCGAAGACAGACUGUGUGGAAGCAACCCCGGCAGCAAGACAUACCAAUCUGAUGGAACCUUUGUGAUCACCUUCACAUCUGACGGCUCCGUGCAAAGGGAAGGUUUCUACAUGUCCUUCACAUCAUCGCCAGUGGCAUAAACAGACUGACCUACACCGCGAGAUCUAGUUGACAACAAUAUGAGUAAAUAAACUCCAUGUGCUC
Haliotis rufescens (red abalone) is the source of this 2377-nucleotide messenger RNA. RefSeq names its product cubilin-like. NCBI's taxonomy places the organism in Eukaryota, Metazoa, Mollusca, Gastropoda, Lepetellida, Haliotidae. The record is from RefSeq and is a predicted model, not a curated record. The transcript has 13 exons. The coding region runs from base 1 to 2313 and encodes 770 amino acids.